GUUGUUUAGAUGAGAUGUUGGGGAAUAUGGUGUAGGGGAGAACUUUGUAGAGUAGGGCUGAUAGUUGGGAUCGAUGAUCCCAAGCUUCUUUUCCAACCUGAAUGAUUCUGUGAAUUUUUUUGCGAUUUUCUGCUUCACUGUCUGUGUUAAUUGAAUGGUUUUGCUUUGGUAGCUUUUUUAGUGGUACAUAUUGAGUGGCUAGAUACACAAAAUAGUAUUCUAUUCCAUUAUGUAUGGGCAUUCUUAAACCCAGCAUUUCUAGCACCCCACAGUUAUUCAACUGUACCUAAAUAAUGUGAUACCCCUUCCAGAAGCUGUUCAGGUCAGGCUGGAUGUAGGAUACAUGUUUUCAAAAGAAGUGCCUAGUGGGGUCUUAUUACCCAGAAAAGUACUCUGGCUUGCAGAGGCAUGGGAAGGAUUUUUCCUCAUGACCUCCUGAAUGUGAAGGGAAUUACCGUGAUUUUCUUUAGCUCUGCUUUUAGUUACUGCAGCAGAAACUGCUAGUACAAGAUUGUGCACUAAAAUACUUUUGUUCUCUUGCUUUUGUUUUAUGGCAGUUUUAUAGCUCAUUUAUUAUGAACAGGAAAGUAUUUUUUUUAACGAAGUGAAAGUUGAUAAAGCAUGUGCUGACGUGCUCUGGGGUCCUUGCUGCCAAGACCCAUGAUAAGCUAGUUCUGCUGUCUUGCUCUGACUGAUAAUAACCCAUGGUGUAACAAUUAUGGUAAAACUUCAAAUGUUUCAUUUAUAUUUAGCCUGUAAUACCUUAUUUUGCUAGAGCUUUAUUUCUUAUCUUGGUUAAAUAUUGCAAGUCUAAAAAUCUUUCACGCCUCAAAGAACGUGCAGUUGAUUCUUCCAUGUGUUCUACUGCAUGUCAUGUGCUGACAAAAUGAAGUACGAAAGUUGCAUCCUUACUGUGCAAAUCCACUGAAAACCUGUUCCACAAAUCAGCACAUUUAUCUUUUUUUACUUCAGUAUAGUCUUAUGAGUUCUGACAUGAAGAUAGCUAUAAAGCAGCUGGAGAAUGGAAAAUAUCUGUUAAAAAUCAAAUAUGACAUGUUCAUCCUGAAUAGGAAUGUGCUUCUCGGUUACACAACUAUCGUUCUCUAUUUAACUGCAUUUACAAGAUUUGUCUUGUUAACUUCUUGGGAGUUCACAGGUUAUCUGACACUCCCUCAGGCUAUAAAUUUAUGGGCACAUGCCUACGGAAGGAUGAUUUAAUAUUUUUAUUAAAAAAAAAAAAAAGCCCUUACAUCCCCAGUUUAACUGGGAAGAGGCUUCUUUGUGCACCAAGCCUUUAAAUUGUGAGCAGCCUGUUACUUACUGGCUUCACUUUUUUGGAUCGUGUUGCUCAAGGAUCUCAGUCAACUCCUCUCACCAUGAAGAGUGUUGCUCUUCUUUUCCUAGUAGUUAUCUGUGGCAUGGGAGGAUUGGGACAGAAGCUGAAGCCAAAGAAAAGAAGUAAUGGCGAAGAAAUCAACUUUCGGACUAAAACCAAAGAUGUUUGCACAAUGAGAAUAAGCGGGGAUGAGGAGAGGAAACUUAGAAUCGAAUGCAAAAGCCAAGGCAUGUCCUACUGGUGUGAAUUUACUGGCAAGCCAUCAGUCUGUCGUGCUUUCAUAAACAAUCCAAAGAUUUACUGGAAUCAGAUCGCUAUGGAACUUAGAAAGCUCCCGCAUGCUUGCGAAUCCACACAAGUGUUGAAGAUUACCAUGUGCCAAAAGGCUCCCACAGAGGCUCUCAUGAAGCAAGUAGAUGCUGGUAUGGAGCCAGAAGAUCUAGCAAACCAGGACACGUCAGUCCAGAAAACUUCCAUUUCUAUGAGGGGAGCAGAGCAAAGCUCUGUUAAGAAAAUAGACAAGCCCCCAAUACUACCUCUUGUAAAACCAACCCAACAUGGUCAAGGGUCUGAAAACGAAACAGAAGCAAUGAAACUGGCACGGGAACAUUGCUGGGAAUCCCUGCAUGGUGUCUGCUCCUACAUUAUUGGUAUCUUCAGGGGUUAAGGAUUUGCUUCAGAGCAAAAUUUUUACAGCUGAAGAAGGGUCCUUGAUGUAGUUUAAUAGACAUGUUAAUUCUGGUUUUAAAAUGAGUAAUCUCUUUAAGUCUUGUAGCUCUUUUCUCUUUGCACCCCUAAAAUGAAACUUUUCAACAGCCCUGAAAAAUGCAUGAAACUGGGAACUAGAGUGACUGUACUUAAACUGUUAGGAUAAACUAACUGUUCCUAGGUCUGUUACACACAGAGGUGUACCGCGUUUCUGUAACCAAGGUUCUGCUUCAAGCGUGCUGACCUUGAAUAGGUUUUUCUGUGUGCUGAUUCACUUCAGUUUGUUAGAGAUAAAAGCUGUAAAUGAUGCUACAGUUAGUGCAAAUAAUAAAAAUAAGAUUUUUGAAAACCUACUCAGUGUGCU
Molecule: messenger RNA, 2408 nt
Organism: Athene cunicularia (burrowing owl)
Lineage: Eukaryota; Metazoa; Chordata; Aves; Strigiformes; Strigidae
Gene: FGFBP2
Product: fibroblast growth factor binding protein 2
Exons: 2
Coding region: 1377-2003 (208 amino acids)
Biological process (GO): cell-cell signaling
Molecular function (GO): growth factor binding
Source: RefSeq, a predicted model, not a curated record